AUGAAUAAUAAAAUGAAAAAAUUAAAAUGUUAGAAAAUAAACAUAUUGAAUUCAUUUCAUUAAAUGAUUAACAUUAUGAUAGAUCAAAUCAAAUUGCUUAUAUCUUUGAAGAAUCCAUUAUAAUAUGAAAACUCUUCACUUUAAUCUCAAUUAUUAGAAUUCACCUCUGAUAACUAGCAACUUUAAGCUAAAUUAUUAACAAAAUUACAAAGAUUAACAAAUAAAGAAGAAAAAUAAUCUAUGAUCUAUAAAUGGCUCUUUAAAAUUUAUAAGAAGAAUUUAAGGAAGAAAUGA
This is a messenger RNA of Paramecium sonneborni, 294 nucleotides long. The record is from the annotation of a GenBank genome assembly. Lineage: Eukaryota; Ciliophora; Oligohymenophorea; Peniculida; Parameciidae.